This is a messenger RNA of Sinocyclocheilus rhinocerous, 1363 nucleotides long. RefSeq lists its product as uncharacterized. The record is from RefSeq and is a predicted model, not a curated record. The transcript is spliced from 5 exons. Lineage: Eukaryota; Metazoa; Chordata; Actinopteri; Cypriniformes; Cyprinidae. The coding region runs from base 387 to 1073 and encodes 228 amino acids.
CCAUUUGUGUCCUAGUUUCAGUCCAGUUAUAAUGGAAUGUCAGCAGUGAUUGAGAGUGAUUUCCCUGCUCCAACAGGAAGGAUGUGAUAGCCUACAGGUUUCCCUUUAGUGUUGGGUGAGCUUGCAUGCCCUUCCUCAAGUACACAUUUACAAUACGGCUGAAGCUGCCAGAUAUGUACCGUAAUUACCGAAAGAGGAGUCAAUUUUCCUGCAGUGAAUAAAGAGAGUGGGUGUUUACGGAGCUAGGAAGAGUUUAGAAGUACCCUUUGUUGUUCGUCCCCGGAGACUUGACAGAAAAGUUGGCUGUUGACUGCUCUUCCGAAUCUGUUCUGUGGCUGCGAGGACAGUCGAUAGAUAGUAUGGAUAAUAUAUAAAUAUUAUAAAGGAUGAAAAGAGCUUACAGGUGUUCCUUGACGUUUCUGGCACUUUUGUGUAUUUUAAAAGUAUGUGAACUGUGCUCAUCUGUUCGAGCAAGUCGUGCUACAAAGUUUGUGGCGGAGGGCGGCAGUCUCCAGUUGAGCUGUGAAGUGCAACACUGUGGGCUUCCUGGCUGGACUGGAGGAUGGACUUUCCAGGAAUCGGACAGAACAAGAUUUACUUUCCUCACUCCCUCUGAACGAAUCGAGAUGUCCAGUUACAGCUCAACAGCCAAUAGCACACAUCUGUUACUCCACAUUCACAACAUCAACCAGUCAGAUGCUGGAGCAUACAAGUGCCUGAUAUCCUGGUCUCAGAAUUUAACUAGCAGUGGACAUGUGACAUUUGUUAACGUGACUGCAGCAACAGUAGACUCAUCAGUCAGAAGCCUCUCUCAUAGAGUUCUGCUUUGUUUUGGUGCCUUGAUGUGUUUUCCUGUUGUUUUGGGAUUUGUUUGGUGUCUCACCCGGGAUCCUCAUCCACCACUACCCCCUGUCCCGCCUCACCCCCGCACGUCCUAUGCAUCUAGAGUGAAAACAAAAAAGGAACUGGUGUAUGCAGAAGUUGCAUUGAGUGAUUCAAGGCGGCUGGAUGAUCAUCCAAAACAAGCGUCUGAGCCAACGGUCUAUUCCUCUGUGCAUUUCAGCCGAACAUAAAGACAUCUUGCAUUUCUAUCUCACUUGUGGCUGUGGGUUAUUUUCAAUACCAGAGCAAACAUGACUGUAAACACUGUGGCAGUACAGUUGAAUUGUUAGUCAACAAGAUUGAAAAGAUAUCAACCUGACUUGAGAUCCUUUGAAAUGUGAAUGCUAACAAUGUUACACUUUGAUUUAUUAUACAGUGGUUGUAACGCCAUACUGAAUGGUGGUGUUCUUCCAGAAACACUGUAGGAUGUUUGUUUGUGUAUGUAGAAUGUAAGAUUGUACCUAAAAUAAAAAGAGAUGUA